UCGUUCAUUGAACUUUCAGAGUUUGGCACUUUAUAUUGCUACGAACGAAAGUAUAUUUUAUUAUUUUUGCAAUUUCUACCUGUUUAAUGUGUAUUUAAGUAAAAUUAGGACAAUAAUAAGUGUUAAUUUGUGUUCCAUCUUAGUUUUAUAGUGAACAAUGAGUGAUUAUUCAGUGAUUGAACUCUAAAGCACAUCACACAAUGGAAGACGACAUAGAUAUAGAGGAACACAAUGUCCUGGACAACCCUCGGAUUAAGAGCAUCUUCCCCGACCUGUCCAGGGUGAAGAUUGAGAUUGCUGAUGAUGAUGAUGGAGUGGUUGAAGAACACUAUGAAAUGCCGAUAGAAAACGCAGAAGGACUGUAUCAGUAUGAAUACAGUUUCGACAAUACGGAGGACAAUGAGGAACCAUUACAUUAUGAGGAGGAAGAGGAGGAACAGGAGGGACAGACAUACUUUUUUAAUAACCAAAUUAUACUGGGAUCCAAACCGCCUGUCGACUGGGACGCGCUCAAAAUGGAGGCAGAAACCUCCCACCCAGUAGUCGAUUUAGAAGAUUGGGGACCUACCCUCGAGUCCAGCCCUUGUUACUGCAGCACAUGUGCCAUCCUCUUCCCAACAGUCAACGCUUUAGAUGCCCAUAAGAUGAUCAGCCAUUCCUACUUAGUAGCCAUAGAUUUAACACCCAAAAACACAGCCAGAAAAAGCACAGUCACCUCCAAAUAUUGCCACCACUGCUCCAAAAACUUCCCUGAUGACACAUCCCUAAUUAAGCAUCUUUACGAACUUCUCCCUCUAAAUUUCCCAGUAAAAGAGGAACCGGGGGAUUCGGAGAUGCCUAAACCGAAGAAAUCGGUUAUCCCUUUCCCCAAAAAAGUCAAAUCGGCCACUCCAAUACAGAAGAAUGUGAAAAUUGAGCCGAAAGAAGAGUUAGAGCCGAUUGCAGAAGUGCAAAAAAGAAGAAUUCGGUUUAAACUGCCUAGGGAUGGGAAGUUCUUCGCGUCUUCCUCUCUUGUGCCUAGAGGGACUCUGUUUCAGUGUAACAAGUGCCAGAUAGGUUUCAUGUCGUGUUUCAGUGCGCUUCAGCACAGCAAAUACUGUGAAAAAGCUAUGGUAUUCGACAAAUGUGGUGUUUGUAAGCGAAAAAUACGCAGAAAAGACUCCGCCGUACACAAUUUGCAACAUCAAACUAAUGAUAAGUUGAAAAUCUACACGAUAAACAAAAAUAUAUAUGAUAAAGUGCUUUGCAAGUGUCCUAAAUGUCUGUCCUGCUUUGAUGAACUCGGCUUUUGGGCGCACUACAGCAAAUGUAAGAAAUCUGAGCGCAAAUCCACGCGCUGUCCCGACUGUGAUGUGCAUAUCGCUUCUACGAGGUACCAGCUUCACCGCUUAAAACAUACAACGAAGAAACUGACUAAAAAAGACCUAAUAGUCAUAGAAUUUCUUGACCAUCCCGCUAAGAACUUGGCUGAUAUAAAGCUAAAAGCUAAGGAGAUAAAAAAGAAGUAUAAAGAAAAGAUUAAGCAUACGAAGCAGGGUGCAGAUGUAGUCAUAUACCCACAUGACAUACCUCUAUAUUACUGUGAUUUCUGCGGGUGUUGUCAAUACAAACUGAGUUAUAAGGGUCAUGUAGACGGUAUUUGCAAAGGCUCCAAAGGAAAAAAGUACUGUGAAAAAUGUGGGCUCUGCUUUUCAGCCAAAAGCAUCACUAGCCACACUCGCUUACACGCGAAACGCUCAUUCCAACUUAAAGAUAUUAAAAUCUUUAACCUUUUAAACGGUAAAUUAAUGGAGCCGCCGAUACCAGAUAUGUAUCAAUGCCAGAAAUGUGCAAAGCACUUUUUAUACCACAAAAAUGUUCGUGAUCACAAAUGCAAACAAGAGAAGUUUAUUACAUGCAAAGUUUGUUCGAAAAAAUUCAACGUACCAGCAUAUAGAAUACACAAGAAGUUCCACAUUGUAGAUGAAUUUAUACCGGAGUUAUUAAAGAAAUACCAUUCGUUGCAAAGCGUAUGGGAUGUCAUAUAUAUGUGUCAAGCGUGUGAAAUUGUGCAUACAAGCUACGAUUCAGCUGUGACCCAUUCUCAAGGGCAUUUAAAUUACAUUAUUACAGAUUUCCAUAAAAUGUGUUAUAAAUGCAAUUUAAAAGUGGCUGAGAAAGAGUAUCAUUUGCAUCUGAAUCUGCAUUUGAAUAAUGUGGAGUUGGGCCGUGAUUCGUUCAAAUGUUUAGUGUAUAAUCCAACGGAUCUGUUCAAAAAGGACUGGAUGCAAUUGUUUUCUGAUUUGCCUGAACAGGAUCGGAGGCAGAUUUUAAUGAAGAGCGCUUAUAGAUACACACGCAGCAUCCGUCUUCAAAUCGAAUCUACAUCACUGACAGACAACAAGAAAUACUUUUGCAUGAAUUGCAACACAUUCAUGGACGGACCGGCAUUAUCAUCCCAUCUCGCGAACAACUGCGCAAAAAAUAAUGAGAUCACGUGCCAAGAAUGUCAGGUAUCUUACCUUUCCUUACAAAACUUAAUAGACCAUGAUGGUAAUCACGAAAAAAUGGCAGAAAAAUACACUAUUAUAAGCUUCAAUAAUGAAUGCGAUAAGGCUUUCAACAGCCACCUCCGAAUGCUUGAAUCAAAAGCCUCUUCUGAAAGAAAGAAGCAGAAGGAAGUCCCUUUGUCUAAACUAAGAGAGUUACUCCUCAAAGAUGUGACGGCUAAGAAGGGUUUUAAGCUAUAUAAGUGUAGGAAUUGUAACACUUGUGUGAGCUUAAAAUCGAGUAUAAAUAGACAUAAUUGCAUUCCGAAGAGUGAGAGGAAAUUCUGCAAGACGUGUGAACAAUAUUUUUCCGUUAAAAAAUUCCAAGUGCAUAUGGAAGCGCAUAGGAAAAGGCCUCAGAUUAAGAAGAGUAAUUUGCAUGUCGUACUGUUUACCGGUAAACAUCAGAUUAAAGAUGAGCUUUCUGCAAAGGUUUUUAAAUGUAAAUGUGGGCUUCAUUUCACGUCAAUGAAGACUGUUGAGAGUCAUUUGGAUACUUGCAAUAGUAACUUCAAAGUUUCAAAAGAAAAGUGUAGUAAAUGUGACUUGGUAUUCCCAACUGAUUUGCUGGUUACCCAUAUCAUAAAUCAUCAUAGCAAAGAAACAAAGAUAGAUAUUGUCAAUGUAUCUAAAGUGACUUACUUUAAAUGCUACGCUUGCUCUAUAAUCUAUUUAGAUAUGACUUCUUUUAAUAGCCACGCGCCAAAUUGCGAUCCAAAACACGGUGUCAAAUGUCCAAAUUGCAAAUUGAUUUUUGAGAAAAAGUCCUUAGCAAAACAUACAGCGGUUUGUGAAGGGAAAACGGACGCGUUGUAUAUUAAAAAGGUGAUCACAGUAAAGAAAAUUGUCAAGGAAUCUACUGUUUAUAAGUGUGAGCAAUGUGAUUUGUGUUACUUGGCUAAUAACACUUAUAAGUAUCACGCAAACGAAGCGAAUCAUAAACAUAAAAAUCCUUUACCUUGUAACGUUUGUGGGCUCAAAUUCACAAAUUGUUCCUAUCAAAAACAUAUUAAAUUACACGCUUUUUCAAACGAAGAUUAUAAAAUUAAAGUAGUAAACGGUGUUACAAGGCAAUUCUACUUUAUGACUGGUAGUAAUAAGAUUGAUGAUGAUGUGAGAUCACCCAAAAAACGUAAGCUAAAGACCGGUAAUGACGAUACUAGCCCUACAGCGAGAAAGGUACAAAAAAUCGAACAAGUAUCACCGAAAUUACGGAAAAAUCGGUCGAGAAUCGAUGAGCCGUCGACGUCUAAGGCAAAUGAAGACUUAAUAAUACCAGAUCAGACACCUAUAGUUCCAAAAGUCGGUAAAGAUACCCCGAAAUCGAGAAGAAGUCGGUCCAAGAUAGACGCAUCGCCGACUGCUAAAGACCAGGAAUUGAUAGUACCUGAUCAAAUUUCCGAUCAUUGUAAGGAAAGUGACGUAUCUUUGACCGAUAAAAAUGAGUCCAGUGAUGGAGCUGGGCUUUCAAAUAAACUAAAAUCGAAAAUAAUGGUGAAUAAAUACGGAGCGAAUUUGUAUAAAUGUCUGAUUUGUAAUCAACACUACAUGAAAGACUCAUCUUUUGAUUAUCACGUUAAAAAUCAUAGGAAAUUUGGUGAUACUGAGAAUUUUACUUGCGAUGUCUGUGGCUUAGAUUUCUCUAAACAUACUCUGCCUCGACAUAAAUUCGUUCAUCAUGAUAAGAUGAAACUAAAGGUGGAAGAUUUUAAGAUCUUCACAGAAUCUCCGUAUUCCCCUGCAGCCGAAAUCAGGGAUAAAAUAGCCCUGUUUCAGGCUCAAAAAGAGAGUUUACCGCCUGAAAUUAGUCCAGAAAUUCUCCAAAACGAAGAAAGUUUAACUACAAGUGAUAAAACAACAGAAUCUUUGCAAAAUGACCAAGAAAUGGUCUAUUUUAAGUGCUCGGAAUGUAACGUAUGUUUUGUAGACGCAAAAAUGUGUUUUGAACAUACAAACAAACAUGAAAUUUUAGACCCAAAAGUUUAUAUACAGUGUAAAAUAUGUGAAUUUCAGUUUUUAAUAGACUCCCUAAAAGACCAUAUGACUGUUCACCAUAAGGACGAUUUUAGCAUAGAAAAAUUAACUAUUCAUGAAUACUCGUCUCAAAUUGGGAUGGAGCCGAAAAUUGAGACUUAUAAAGCUAUAGAUAAGGUCCAAUCUCGAUUAGUUAGUACCACUACUGAUGUAGGUGUUUCAUAGAUUAUGUUAUAUGUACAUAUAUCUGUAGGUUAGCGUUCAUAGGCCCGCAUCGUACGCAUUCCGUAUAACGUCAUCAGUACGCAUCGCAUGUAGGCAUUGCCGAUGAUGCGGUCCGUACGAUGCGGAUCAGUGGACGCAGUUGUAUGGGUGUUACCACACCAAUCGAGCGAUUGUCGAUCGAUAUUAGAACGGAUUAGUCGACGUCGAUCAAUAGUUUCUACCACACCAAUCGAUCGAUAGCCGAUAGAUACCAUCGAUCGAUGGUAGAAUGGAUCGGUCGAUGUCGAUCAAUAGAUUCCAGCCG
Molecule: messenger RNA, 5031 nt
Organism: Spodoptera frugiperda (fall armyworm)
Lineage: Eukaryota; Metazoa; Arthropoda; Insecta; Lepidoptera; Noctuidae
Product: zinc finger protein 91-like
Exons: 5
Coding region: 201-4727 (1508 amino acids)
Source: RefSeq, a predicted model, not a curated record